CCCAAUUUCCUCCCUCCCCCGCGGGUGUCCCCUCCCCGUAGGCGGGCGGAGGGUGACGCUGCCGAGACGGAGGCCGCGGAUCAGUCUCUGCCGCUGCCUCGCUGGGCCGACUGGGAAGCAGGAGUCCGCCGCCGCCGCCGCCGCCGCCGCCAGCGAGGGAGAGGGGAGCUGCGGGGGAGCGCGAGGGUUCGGGCCCCGCGGAGGCAGCUGCCUCGGCCUCUCCGGUCGCUGCCUCGGCCGCCGCCGCCGCCUCCUCCUCUCCCCUGUCCCCGCCAACAUGGCCGCGGCGGCGUCCUCCUGAGGCGACUCCGCCUGGCGCCCGCCGGGGCCUCCUCCUCCUCCUCCUCCUCUUGCGCCCACCUCCUUCGCCGCCGCCGCCGCCGCCGAGCCGCUGCUGCUUCCCCGCGGAGGGCGCGGGUCAUGGGCUGCUGCGCCGGCGGAGGAGGAGGAGCAGCAGCAGCAGCAGCAGCAGCAGCAGCAGCACCCGCCGACGGAGCCGGGCAGGCCGCGAGGAGCAGCAGCCGCAGGGCGACCGCCGCCGCCGCCUGGCCGAUGGCUCCUUCACGCCGCUAGCCCGGAAGGCGAGAGCGCGGAGAAGAGCCGAGGCUCCGUUGCAGCUGAAGCAGUAAUAGCAGAGGCGGUGGUUACCCGGCAGCAGGAGGAGAGGCCGCAGCAAGGAGGAGAGGAGAGACCAAAGGAAGGGUUGAGAUCACCAUGGCCCACUCCCCCGUCGCCAUGCAGGUGCCUGGUAUGCAGAAUCAUAGAGCUGACCCUGAGGAACUCUUCACAAAACUGGAACGUAUUGGAAAAGGCUCAUUUGGAGAAGUCUUCAAAGGAAUUGAUAAUCGGACACAACAAGUGGUUGCUAUAAAAAUCAUAGACCUGGAGGAGGCAGAAGAUGAAAUAGAAGACAUCCAGCAAGAGAUAACUGUGCUAAGCCAGUGUGACAGCCCGUACGUCACAAAGUACUAUGGCUCCUAUCUAAAGGGCACAAAGUUAUGGAUAAUCAUGGAAUACCUAGGUGGGGGAUCAGCACUGGAUCUGCUCCGUGCUGGCCCAUUCGAUGAGUUCCAGAUUGCUACAAUGCUCAAGGAAAUACUGAAAGGGCUUGACUAUCUACAUUCAGAGAAGAAAAUUCACAGAGAUAUAAAGGCUGCCAACGUGUUAUUGUCAGAGCAAGGAGAUGUGAAGCUUGCGGAUUUUGGAGUUGCAGGGCAACUGACUGAUACACAGAUUAAAAGGAACACCUUUGUAGGCACGCCAUUUUGGAUGGCACCAGAAGUGAUUCAACAAUCAGCCUAUGAUUCAAAAGCUGACAUUUGGUCAUUGGGAAUCACAGCUAUUGAACUGGCCAAAGGAGAGCCUCCGAACUCAGACAUGCAUCCAAUGAGAGUUCUCUUUCUCAUUCCCAAAAACAACCCUCCAACCCUAAUAGGGGACUUCAGCAAACCCUUUAAAGAGUUUAUUGAUGCAUGUCUGAAUAAGGACCCGACAUUUCGUCCCACAGCAAAAGAACUUCUAAAGCACAAAUUCAUUCUGAAAAAUGCCAAGAAGACUUCAUAUCUGACGGAGCUUAUUGAUAGAUUUAAGAGGUGGAAAGCAGAAGGACAUAGUAGCGAUGAAACAGAUUCUGAUGGUUCUGAUUCGGAGUCUAGCAACAAGGAGAACAAUUCCCACCCAGAAUGGAGUUUUACUACAGUUCGGAAGAAGCCAGAGGCCAAGAAACUGCAGAACGGAACAGACCAAGAUCUCAUGAAAACCCUGAGCUGUUUAACGAUGAUAAUCACUCCUGUCUUUGCUGAGCUUAAGCAGCAAGACACCAAUAAUGCAAGCAGGAAGAAAGCAAUUGAAGAACUUGAAAAAAGCAUCAAUAUGGCAGAAGCAACAUGUCCAGGAAUCACUGAUAAGAUGGUGAAGAAACUUAUGGAGAAGUUUCAGAAGUUUUCAGUUAAUGACUCCUCCUAAGAAACUUUCUAUCAAUGAUGCUGUUCCAUAUGGACCCAGUAAUAGCCCACCAAAACCUACUAUAAGCUUGGCAAUGCUUUGUUCAUGAGCUCCUUGUGCCUUUUGGAUCAUUGCAACAUAUAUGAUGAUCGCAGAUUUGAAAGGACUUAAUUCCACUAUUUUGUGAUGGGUAUACAUGCUUUUUUGUAUUUCCAGGACAUUCUUUUUUGUAAAGAGCAACUUUUAAUAUUGUAGUUUUCACUUAUUUAAUCCAGUUUAAAACAAAAAACAAAAACGGUGAGGUGCAGCUUUGCUUCUAGAUAUAACCAGUGGAAUGCCAAUCUCCACGCGCAGGAUCUGGGUUGACCAGAGAUCAAUGGAAUGCACUUGAGUUCAUAGGAAGUGCACAUGCUGUGUUUCAACAACAUUUCGUUACUCUCCAGAGACGAGUCUUGUUUCUUUUUAUGUCCACAUAAGAUACAGUUCUUAUGAGUCACUAAAACUAGACUUCAAAACAGCUUUUUACAGGAAAAUAUACGAGAGCACCUUAACCUAUAGGAUGUGGCUGUAGCACUUGCUCAAACACCAUAGUAGUCUUUAUUUAGGCCCCUGUAAAUGUAAUACCUGCAACAACAUAGGAGCUAACUCCUAGGGGCCGAGGUCCCUUUGGCGCCCCUGAUAAAAUAUUUGAGCAGGCAAAGUUGGUUGGCAAUGCCAUUCAUAUGGAGGGGUGUCACCAUGUCAUGUGACCAAUGAUGGGGGGCACAGGGGCACAGCUUUCCUGGAGUGCCCUCCCCCCAAUAUUUUAUCCAAGUUGGCAUCACCAAGCAACACUAUUCUUUUGAAAAAUGGGUACAGUGUUUUAGGCAGCUCUAUAAUCACCUACAUUUUGAGAGCAAUAUGUCAUUAGCUUUGCAAGUUAACAUGUAGUGACUGAUAUAGCUUAGUAUACAGUUUGUAUGUAUUACCCUUUAGGGCAGGAUUUCAAAUAGUCAAUUCAUCAUGGUAAGGAAAAUUUUAAAGCAAUACAGAUGAAGGGCAGGGGGCUUUCUGCAAUAAUGGACACACAUAGAAAUCUGGCUUAAUUUAAUCAUUUCUUCAUUCUUUAGUAAGAUUCGGGAGGGGGAAGUAGCUCAUUCUUUGUUUUGGCCAGGGGACCUAUGGGAAUACCGUGGCAUGCGAUGAAAUACCUCACCAGAAGGUAUAAGUGUGUGACACCAGCGUUUUGUGUGGUGGUGUUCUAUCCUGUAAGAUAUUUAUACACUUACGUUCUUAUAGACAUUUACAUGCAGUGCAUUACCAUGUUUAAUUCCUCUUCCCCACCCCUAUGUAUUUUAAAUACGUAUUUACCAGUUAAUAUGCAAAUAACUGAGUUAUAGAUAUUCUUUCACAAAAAGAUAGUACUGUGCAGUACAGAGUGAUUUUUUUUUCAUAAAAGGUAGCUAAAAUUAUAAACUUGCUUUCAAUUAUAUAUUUAUGGUACUGUUUAGAUUGGGUAAUCUCUCCCCCCCCCCCUUUCAACCCAGUUUGUAUAUUAUGCUGAAGUUUGAAGUGGGGUUGUAUUUCAGUCCUUAGCUGUGGAACUGUUGGUGUAAAUUUAUUUUUGAUAAAAAGUCUGGAUGUGUUUAA
This is a messenger RNA of Podarcis muralis (Common wall lizard), 3573 nucleotides long. RefSeq names its product serine/threonine kinase 26 (gene STK26). Gene Ontology annotation, cellular component: cytoplasm; Golgi apparatus. Gene Ontology annotation, biological process: protein phosphorylation; negative regulation of cell migration. The record is from RefSeq and is a predicted model, not a curated record. Lineage: Eukaryota; Metazoa; Chordata; Lepidosauria; Squamata; Lacertidae. Gene Ontology annotation, molecular function: ATP binding; protein serine/threonine kinase activity.